Messenger RNA from Oppiella nova, 519 nucleotides. The record is from the annotation of a GenBank genome assembly. NCBI's taxonomy places the organism in Eukaryota, Metazoa, Arthropoda, Arachnida, Sarcoptiformes, Oppiidae.
CUAAUGUCUUACCACAGAAUUUCAGUUUCGGAAUACCUUAUGGGAGACAUCGACCUCUCGUCGAUACCAUCGUUCAAGUCGACCGACAAUUUGAUGGCCGACCCGUUGUCGUCAUCGCCGGUGAACUCGCUAUCGGCGGCCGAUAUCGACGACCGAUUCCUGGCUCUCCCGGAGGGCAUAGACCUGGCCCUCCAUCGGGCGAAAGUGUGGUCGAAGUACACGAAGGAUGUGAUCGCGUAUAUCGAGAAGAGGUCGCAGAUAGAGGCCGAGCACUCGCGCACUCUCAUUAAACACGCCCACCAAAUGAAAGCCAUACUCAAGGAGGAGUCGUUCCUCCCGUUCCAAUCGAUAUACUGCACGGCCAUCGACCAGGACAUCGAGAACGGCAACUCGUCGUUGGCUACCUGUGCGCUGCUGUUGGGCCACAAGUUUGUGGAGCCGAUGACCGCCAGACGUGUAGAGCACGAGAAGACACGCAAACAAAUCAAAGAGAUGUGGACUCGAGAGCUGAAGCGUAUG